Messenger RNA from Solanum tuberosum (potato), 2617 nucleotides. RefSeq names its product calcium-binding protein 39. NCBI's taxonomy places the organism in Eukaryota, Viridiplantae, Streptophyta, Magnoliopsida, Solanales, Solanaceae. The transcript has 11 exons. Bases 1486 to 2391 code for a protein of 301 amino acids. Gene Ontology annotation, biological process: intracellular signal transduction. The record is from RefSeq and is a predicted model, not a curated record. Gene Ontology annotation, molecular function: protein serine/threonine kinase activator activity.
ACGGAACCGAGUUUUCUGGGUUUGUUUUGUUUUUUUUCUAAGAAAGAAAAUCUACCAACCGUAUUUUUUUUCUUGUUUUACCUGAUUUGGCAUAUUGUUUAGGGAACUGGUUCUUGUGGGUUAGUGUUUCUUUUGGGAAAAGAUACAAGCUUUAUUGAAUUUGUCGAAAAAAAGAAUGAAGGGUAUCGACUAGAUUAUUAGUAAGAUUGAUCAGCUGUAUAUAAGCACUACCAACCUGCUUAAGAAUCAAGACAAAGAAAAAAGAAAAUGGAAAUGAGCUUAUGGUUUGAUCUUUAAUUUAUUUCUGAAUAGCAGGGAUGGGGAGUUCUACUUUUCUCCUUGUGGGCGUGUGGUUAUGUAGUUUAGUGAUCAUAAUUCAUAGGUGUGAAAUAAGUAGAAGUGAUUGAGUGGAGAACUAGUUAAUGCUGGUUUAAAUUUCUAAUUGUUUUAGAAGGAAAUGAGCAUUACAAUUGAUCGAUGGUUUUGGGACUGAACUGAAAUUGCUAUUUUGUUAUGGAUUUGGGUGCUAAGAAGGAAGUGUUUUUGGUAACUGUUAUCGGUUGGAUUAUAAGAAUUUCUAUUAUAAAAACUUAAUUAGAUGCUUUCCACUUGUUCAAGCAAGGCUCAGCUUAGUUAAACGAAUGAUUUGGAUAGUUGGAAACUGUGAUAUGGACUAAUGGAGAGUGGAGGAACCGGAGGAUUUAAUGUAGAUUACUAGACAAGGGUUAAGUAAAGUUAACUGCACUGCUACACAUUACUAUCUUUCAUCAUAAAAUAGAAUUAAUAGCAAAAAUCUGGACAAAGGGAGCAGUUUUUCUUCUAUGAAUAUGUUGGUUAAGAGAGCAAGUACAGUAACUGAGAUAAUGAAAAAUUAUUUCACCUUUUUAGUUCUUUUUAGUUUCAACUUUAGGCAGUUCUCUAAAAAAGAUAGCAAACAAAAUUAUCCCCAGAGUCGAGACUAAAGAGGAAUGCAUAAAGCAAUGCUUCCAUAGAUUCGAUCAUGAUUUACAAUUAUAGCUUUCAUAUCUGUUUGUUUCUUUUUAUAUUCUUUUUUUAAUCAGCGUUGUCUAAGUUGAAAAAAAUCAUUUCUGUCCCUAAACAUUGGAACCUGUUAAGAAGUCCGGAUGGGUAGAGGGGUGGGAAAUUGGUCUUCUUAUAUGGACUUGGACAAAUCUUCCCUCAUGAGCUAGCUUUUGAGGUUGAGUUAGGCCCAGGUACCAUAUCUUUACAUGGUAUUAAGUAUUAGGGCCAGACUCAUUCCAAUUUGUUGUUCACCAUUGUUGAGGCCCCAUUUAUAAGUGUUCACGCUCCAUUUGAGGUCUGUGCGUGUGGGGAGUGUUAAGAAGUCACACAUCGGUAGAGGGAUGAGAAAUUGGUUUCCUUACAUGGACUUGGACAAACCUCCACUCAUGAGCUAGUUUUGGGGUUGAGUUAGGCCCAUGUGCCAUAUCUUUACCGAAACUAAGAAUAAGGCUUAACAGGGCUAUGGAAGAAGUUGAGAAAAAUAUUGUGGCAAUGAAAGUUAUGCUCGCUGGAGAUGGAGAAGUUGAGCCGAAUCCAGAUCAAGUUGCACAACUAACACUUGAAGUUUGUAAUGAAGAUGUUAUUGCACUCUUCAUUCACAAAUUACUUAUAUUGGGAUGGGAAGCUAGAAAAAAUUUGGUCCAUUGUUGGUCUAUUAUGUUGAAGCAAAAAGUUGACUCCACAUAUUGUUGCGUGCAAUACAUGGAAAAUCAUUUGGAAUUGCUGGACUUCCUAGUUGUUUGCUAUGACAACAAGGAAAUUGCUACGCAUUGCGGAGGUAUGCUUAGGGAAUGCAUAAAGUUGCCAAGCCUUGCAAAAUACAUCUUAGAGUCUCCCAGCUUUGGAUUGUUCUUCAAGUUCGUGGAGUUGCCGAACUUCGAUGUUGCUUCUGAUGCAUUUUCUACCUUUAAGGAUUUACUCACCAAACAUGAAUCUGCUGUGUCUCAAUACCUGACUAAUAACUAUAGUGAGUUCUUCGAGCAAUAUGAAAAACUCUUAACUUCUCCUAAUUACGUGACAAGAAGGCAAUCUCUGAAGCUUCUCUCAGAAUUUCUACUGGAGCCUCCCAACUCCCUUAUUAUGAAGCGUUAUAUAGCAGAAGUCAGCCAUUUGAAAGUUAUGAUGAAUCUACUGAAGGACUCGAGCAAAAACAUCCAAAUCUCUGCUUUCCAUAUUUUCAAGGUGUUUGUUGCAAAUCCAAACAAGCCUCGAGAAAUAAAACUUAUAUUGGCAAAGAACCAUGAAGGGUUAUUGGCAUUGUUAAACAACCUUGGAAAAGGUGGUGAAGACGAUCAAUUUGAAGAAGAAAAGGAGCUGAUUAUGAAGGAAAUAGAAAAGGUGUCUCGGUUGGCUAACUUGGAAUCUUAAGUAUAUUACCUUUUUUUGCUUUUUUGUGAUUCAUUCUCAUUCUUUGAAGUUAAAGGAAAUGUCUCUGUGAGGGUGCUGCUUGCUAUAACAUCAUCUCCCUAGUCUAGAAAGAAAUGUCAUGUACUUACUUAUGAUCAAACCUAUUUUCUUAAAUAUAAGCUAUUCAGUGGAAACUUUUUGUGCAGUCUAUUGACUUAUGAGAAAAAUCAACCUUUAUAGAUGAAAA